Molecule: messenger RNA, 4238 nt
Organism: Aricia agestis (brown argus)
Lineage: Eukaryota; Metazoa; Arthropoda; Insecta; Lepidoptera; Lycaenidae
Product: ankyrin repeat and BTB/POZ domain-containing protein 2-like
Exons: 22
Coding region: 1-3549 (1182 amino acids)
Molecular function (GO): protein heterodimerization activity
Source: RefSeq, a predicted model, not a curated record
AUGUUUAUCGCAGCUGCAGCGGAUGAGCCGGUGACGCCGGAGGGGCCGGCGCUGCUUGCGGUGGGGGCGGUGCCGCACACCACCGUCGCCAGCGCCCCCGUGCGCGGCGCCCCCGCACAGACCAGCUACGCGUUGCGCAAACACGACCGCCCCCCGGAUACGCCGCCGCAGAAUGGUGUCCGCGAGUGCAACAGCAGCUCGGACGAGAACCGGUCGUCGGGGCACGCGUCGAUGUCGGACAGCGGUGGCGGCGGCGGCGAGGGGAAGGCGGGGCGGGAGGAGCCGCGCCGCGCCCGACAGCCGCCGAGGACCAAGCACCGCCCGCAUAACAAGUUGCAGUCGCCGUGGCCCGGGGGCGGGGGGCUGGAGGACAUCAGGUCGGCGAUCAAGCAGCUGACGCUCCGCAGCCGCGACAGCAGCAGCACCGCCACCAGCGGCGCCUCCAGCGCCGGCGGCGGCAGCCAUGGCGCACCAGAGGGAGGUAGCGGCGCGGAGGCGCGGCGUCGUCGAGCGCCGCUGGUGCGGCAGCCGUCGCUGGACACCGUCUGCACCAACGUCACCAGCGCCGACGAGUUUGUCUGGGUCGACUCACAUAACAGGCUGGUAGAGCUGCGCUGCGUGCCGUGGACGGCGGGCGAGGUGGGCCGAGCGCUGCAGGCCGGCCGCUGCCGCGACGUCGCCGCGCGCAUGGCGCCCGACGCCCCACCCCGACUCGCUUACCUGCUGCAACGAGCGCUAGUCCGGAUAGCUCGCGAGGCGCAGAGGCUGUCGCACAACUUCGGGUUCUGUUCCAAGCACGAGGUGGCCGGGGCCUUCCGAGUGGUGCUCAGUACGCCCCUGGCUGAGUCAUGUAUCAAGGGUUGUCAGCGCGCCGCGACGAUGUACGCGACGUCGGGCAGUGCGGCGCGGCGGCUGGGGUCGGCGGCGCGCGCGCGCACCAGCCUCGCCCCUGGACGAUUCCACCGCUGGAUGUUAGACGUCCGCGUCGCCUCUUUCGUCCACGAAUACGCGGCGAUCUACCUGUGCGCGGGCAUGGAGACGCUGUUGGAGGAGGUGGCGCUCAUCAGCGGCGCCGGCGCCGGCCCCGUGACGCCCGCCGCAAUCGAUGCCGCCGUCGCCGCCUGCGCCGACCUCUGGGGCCUGCUGCAGCCCUACAGCCACCUCAACGCCGGCAGGAUCGCUUCUGGUGCGUUAUCACUUUCCCGAUGGGAGAGCAUCAGCUCGCUGGGGUCGGGGUCGUCGGCGGGCAUCGGCCAGCACCGCCAGCUCGGGAUGAGCCACGACUCCGGCAUCACCACCAACGGCUCAGGGGGCUCCAGCGCUUCAGCCGGCACGAACAACAGUGGGGGAACGGGUGUGUCUGGCGGGUCGGGGGCGUCGGGCGGUUCCGGGGUGUCGGGCGGAUCGGGGGUGUCUGCGGCGUCGGUGCUACUGACGACGUGCGCGGGCUCAGCGGCGGAGCUGCGCGCCGUGCUGCGCCAGGUCCACCCACGACACCCGCCGCUCUCACCGGCCGCGGAACGCGCUCUAUACUACUUCAUGAGAUGUUCACAACUGGAGCACACCGGCGGAGGCGGGGAGGCGGGGCGAUGCGCGGGCGGGGAGGGGGCGGCACUGUGGCGGGAGCGCGGCGCGGGGGCGUUGCCGCCGCUGGGCGAGUGGGUGCGUGUGGCGCGAGCGCACGCGGCUCUGCGCCCGCCGCCCGCUGUGCCCGACGCCGACGACGUGCUGCAGGCCGCGCGACUGCUGCUGCCGCACGCCGACUGCCCGCCACGACCGCUCGCCAUAGAGGAGGCGAUAGAGCCGUGGAGCAACACCCGGUCGGACGACGUGGGUCGCGCGGCAUUGGGUCUGGCGCACCGCGCGCUGCUGAGCGGGCGCGCGGACGUGCUGGGCCCGGUGCGGCCGCUGCUGCCGCCCGCCGGCAUAGACGCUGUCGACGCCGCCGGACUGACUGCACUCAUGAAGGCGGCGCUAGCGGGUGACGAGCAGGUCGUUGCGAUGCUACUAGAAGCGGGCGCAGACCCCAACAUCGAGACGAGCGGCGCGGCGGCGCAGCACAGCGCGCUGCUGUCGCCGCGCUCGCCGACACAUCCGCACACUCCGCCCUCCGCCCCCUCCGCACCGCCCGGCUACACGCCCCCUACUGCUGGUUGGACGGCGCUGGUGUACGCGUGCGCGGGCGGGUACGGCGGGUCGGGGUCGGUGGAGGUGGCGCGGCGGCUGCUGGCGGCGGGCGCGCGCGUCGACGGCGCACCCGCACGCGGCGACGACGUGUGCACGCUCACGCCUCUGCAGGUGGCAUGCGGCGUGGGCAACCUAGAGCUGGUACAGAUGCUGCUAUCGCGCGGCGCCGACCCCUUCCUGUCCACGCAGCUCAACGACGCGCUCUGCUACUCCGCCGCCGCUCAGUACGGCUGCUACAGUGCGGUGGCAGUAUGCUGCAGUCACGGUCGACGCGCGUGCCUCCGCGCGUGCGUGUCGGCGCGGGGUGCGCGGGGGGGCGGGGCGCUGUCGCUGGAGGAGGUGCUGGCGGAGGGCGCGCCGCCCGCCGCCGGCCGCCCCCCGCCCUUCACCAAGCAGCAGCAGCGCGCGCUCCAGGACGCCAUAUACUAUGCCGCUGAAACUGACCACCUAGACAUAACGCUUGAGCUGCGUUCCCUGGGUGUGCCGUGGUCGCUGCACGCGUGGACGCUGUCCCUGGCGGCCGCCGCCGAUGCCUCGCUCGACCACGUCAUAGACCAGCUGCUGCAAGACUUCCUACAGGUGUGUCCGUCCGACGACAGCCACUACAGCAAGCAGUUCAUCUACGAGUGUCUCCCGCUUCUGUUCAACAUUCUGCGCUACAGCAAGAAGGAGGGUACUGUACUGCUGCUGGCGGACAUUCUGUGCGCGUGCUACGGGUGGGAGGCGGUGCCGGCGGUGCGGGAGCCGCCCCCCGCCGCGCCCGCCCCCGCGCGCGUCGACCCCUCCUACGUCAACAACCCCUCGCUCGCUGACGUCACCUUCAGGGUGGAGGGUCGUCUGUUCUAUGGUCACAAAAUCGUGCUGGUGUCGGAGUCGCCCCGCCUGCGCGCGAUGCUGGCCCCGCCCCGCGCCGCCGACGCGCCGCCCGCCGCCGCCCCGCCGCUAGUGCAGAUUAAUGAUAUCAGAUACCAUAUAUUUGAGCAAGUGAUGAAGUACCUGUACAGCGGAGGGUGCGGCGGGCUGGACAUCCCCGAGGGCGACGUGCUGGAGGUGCUGGCGGCGGCCGCGUUCUUCCAGCUGCUGCCGCUGCAGCGACAUUGCGAGGCGCGCGCCGCCGCCACCGUCGACCUGCAUAACCUCGUCUCCGUUUAUAUACACGCCAAGGUGUACGGAGCGACUCAGCUGCUGGAGUACUGCCAGGGCUUCCUGCUGCAGAACAUGGUGGCGCUGCUCACCUACGACGACUCCGUCAAGCGGCUGCUGUUCGGCAAGCGGCUGCCGGGCCACAACGUGCUGGCGGCGCUGCUCGUCACGCUGCAGAAGAGGAUCGAGGCCAGGAAGAACCAGGCCAAGAGCCGGUAGCGCGGAACAAAAAUACUUGUGUCACUCGGGGACUGCUGCGGUAAAGCUAAGCAUAGCAGUUUUUAUCAACUUAUGCAAUUAUAAUUCGCAAACGCAAACACCGUGCCGAGGUCUGCCGAACUGAAAUGACGCUAGACGAUGCGUGUCGGCGGAGUGCUAUAGGUUUUAUAGUUAACACUCCCGUGUUAGAUUUAUUUUCGUUACGGAAUUUCUUGAUUCGUUCGCCGCGCUGAAGCCUGAAAGCCUGCGAUAAAAGCUGUUCAAUAGUUUAAUACCAAUGUUCGUUGGCAAUGUUGUUAUGUAAAAACGAUGUAUGAAAUUAAUGAAUAGCGGCGGUGAUCUAUCUGUCUGAGGAUUUAAUAUUAUGGCUAUUGCAAUAUUGUAGUAUACAGCUGUAUAGCAUAAGAGCCUGUAAACACUGAGCGUUUUCUAAAAUUUCUGACAGUGUUAAAACCACAGAUUUUAGAAGUAAAAACCUUGUAAAAAUCAAUGUUUAUGACUUCUUGCUACGUAAAGCCGAUAUAAGAAAAUUUUAGGAAAUUUAAAUUGUGGUCGUACUGUACAUUUUAUAUUAUGGCUAUCGAGUAUCGCAUGUAGCAUAAGGGCCUGUUCACACUGUGUGUUUCUAACGCCGCGCCGCUCUGUAACGUUUAUUUAUUGAUGAAAUUUAAAUUGUCGUUGUACCUAUA